AUGGCCCAACUACCGGACAGGAUUCGUGCAUUUCGCGACCGCAUUCGCACCAUGAACCUACAAGACUUGAACCUCCACUUCAUCGAUCUAUCAGAAAACGAAAGAACCGUCACAGCCCCUCUCCUGAAAGUAAACCAUCAGCUAGGCCAACAGCUCCAGGAUUCCUACCCCUCGAUCCAGAGCGGCUUCUUCGAUUAUACUGGGCACUGCCAAAUGGGUUGUCCGAUGGACCAAAUGCACGUCCACAGCAUACAAGCCAGAGGAGGAGUGUUGCAGGUGGAAGGAUUUCCGGGAGUUUAUGUGUACCCGGAGAUGCUUGUGCCUGUGUUGCCGGAGCUGCUGGAUGAAGUUAUGGACCUAGAGCAGACGCCGGAAGCCAAAGAUCUGGAGUAUGUCUUGCAUACCGGACACGAGGGUGCGAGGUGUAGGCAGGUCGUUCCUCCAGGGAAGCUCAGUGGGGUCAUUUGCGAUGCUUUCCCAAGUAUGUUCAAAAUUAAUCGCGCUAAAAGUGCGACUCUGUCUGUUUCGACGCCCGAGCACAUGGUCGGGAUGAGACGACCCAAUGGGCAGAGGGGGAUCAUCGCUCAUGUCUCGCUCGGCUGCGAUGCUGUCAUCGUGCUUGGCACGGAGAAGCCAGAAUACGAAGGCGGCAGUGCCGAUGAGCCAGCAGAGCAAGACGAGGCUGUUCAAGCCGAUAGCUGGCAUGAUCUCGUUGAUUUGGAUCGAAAUGCCGACGAGAGUCCAGUAAGACCACCAAGCCAGAGCUCGGACAGACUGUCAAGUCCUGCCGCUACGAGUUUCAAGCCAGAAUUGCCCCUCGCCCUCGCCGCCAUUCAGCUCCGAGCCGGUGAUGCACUCAUUUUUGAUAACAGAGGGUGUGCCACUUGGUAUGGCCUUGCAAAAGUCCUGGAAGGGAGCUCGCGAUUGGAUCCGCAAUGGCCACACUUGCGGGAAGAUUCACAAGAUUCAGGCAUUAGAGGACAACUGAAUGGAAAGACGGUGGAGAUUGAGUUUCAGUGA
Zasmidium cellare ATCC 36951 is the source of this 1020-nucleotide messenger RNA. RefSeq lists its product as uncharacterized. The transcript has a single exon. Lineage: Eukaryota; Fungi; Ascomycota; Dothideomycetes; Mycosphaerellales; Mycosphaerellaceae. Bases 1 to 1020 code for a protein of 339 amino acids. The record is from RefSeq and is a predicted model, not a curated record.